GUGAUUCUUGAAUUUUGAAUUUAGCAUUUUUAAGCUUUAUAGCAAAUAUAAUACGUAUUUGUCAUACCUUCAAUUUGUCAUUAUCACAAGUGACGCGAACAUUUAUAGCAUAGAAAAAUCAGAGCCAGCCAACUUACUGUGAUCGAUCCGUGAACUACAAUCAACAAUGUCGCUUGAAACUGACGGUAGGGAAUUAUCAAUAUCCAAAAGAAUCAAAACACACUUCACAAAUCCUGAAGUGUUACCAGAAUUUGUACUAGAGCUGGGCGAGGGUGAAACUUGUACAGUCUGUCACGGAGUUUUACGAAAUGCGUUCCAACUGUGUUGUGGACAUCAUAUUUGUGAAAACGAUAUCAAUAUCAUCUUCGGAGAGAAAGAGGAAGACACUUGCCAUAUUCCAGGAUGCCAAAUUAAGUUUUCUAAAAAUUCUGUUUUUCCAGAUGCGUGUAAACGACGGGAAAUAUCAAAAUUGUCCGUCUAUUGUUCAUACAAAGAUUUAGGUUGCCAAGAAAAACUACCCUGGAAUGGUUUAUCCAAACACAUGGCCACAUGUAGAUUUCAAGGAAAACACUGUGAUAAAUGUGGCCAGGCCGUUUUAUUGUCAGAGUUGGAGGAGCACAUGUCCAAGACUUGUGAAUAUAGAGAGACUCAGUGUUUUUACUGUCUAGAAAAUAUCAGUAUGAAGGAUAUUGAGAAUCAUCAGAGCUCUGUAUGCCGGAAGGUUCCGUUAAACUGUCCAAACGAAUGCGGAGUUCAGGGCAUGCCACGAGAGCAGAUGAACGAUCACUUAAUCCAGUGUCCACUCAAAAAGACCGUAUGUCCUUUUUCUAAGCAUGGAUGUACAUUUGAGGGAACCAAAGACCAAUUGGACAUCCAUAAGAAGGACAUGAUUUCAUUACAUCUUGACAUGACAAUGAAGCGUUCCAGUCAACAGCAUGAAUCCUUAUUUUUAGAAUUGAAGACAACAAUGGAUAAAGUCAUACGGGAAAAUGCAAGAAUUCCCGAACUCAUCGAGGAAAACGAAAGGCUACAAAAAGAGACACAAGCAAAUAAAAUAUCGAUUCAGGAAAUGAAGAAAUUUCUGGCAAGCAAUGGAGAAAAGGUUAUACAGACGGGACGCCUACUUGAAGACAAAGCGUCCGUAGAGACCGUUGAUAAACUAAAAAAGGAAGUGAUAACGAUGAAGGAUACAGUCCUAGCAACAAACCAGAGAGUGACCAACAUAGAACAUAGAGGUGGAGUUCAAGCAGGUCGUUCUGGGGGUGGAAACUCUAAAGAAAUAGAGAAUGUGGAGAAGCAGGUUGGGCUGCUGGAUAUUCGUCUCUGUGAAUUAGACCUGAGACUUCAACUACAAGAAACGAUUAACUUCGACGGUGUCCUGAUGUGGAAAAUCAGAGAAUACAACAGACGAAAACGUGAAGCCGUAUCCGGGAAAACCCUGUCUCUGUAUAGUCAGCCGUUUUAUACCAGUAGGUACGGAUACAAGCUUUGUGGACGCGUCUACCUGAAUGGUGACGGGGCUGGAAAGGGUCUCUUUCUCUCUUUCUUCCUAGUUGUGAUGCGAGGCGACUUUGAUGCACUUUUGCCUUGGCCUUUCCAACUACCAGUUACUUUGAAACUUUUGGACCAAAAUGGAACCAAUCAACACGUCGCCGAGCAGUUCCUGCCAAAUGCAACGAGUAACAGCUUCCAAAAACCCACAACAGAAAUGAAUGUUGCAUGUGGUGUGCCGUGCUUUGCUCAUCACUCUAAACUAGAAACGGACACGUACCUUAAAGACGACACUAUUUUUCUUAGGGUUGUCGUCGACUGUACGAAUGCCAGAACCAGUUUUUGAAUUUUUGGGUUUGUUCAGGUUCUUUAGUAGAGAACAGAUUUUGAUAGUGGUAUUAAUACAAUUCUGUACUCUGUCUGCAGUAUAAAAACGUGUUAAUCCGCUACUCAGAAUCGUAAUCUACUAAAGAAUGGGACACAAACCAGUGUCAUCAUAAUCUUGUGUGAGAUAAAAGCUCAAAACAUGCAUACUGCAUAUAAAGAUAAUCAGCCUUAGACUAAAACUCUUAUUCCGAUGCAUACUUGUGAGAUGCAGAAAAGAACACGUACACGUAGAAUUGUAGUUUACCUGUAAAAUACCAUGCCUGUCUCACAUUAAAAACAGAUUUCGCCAUAAAAAUAGAGUCAAUUUCAUAUGUAUAAUGCGUUUCUUAUACUUUAAGAAAUGUUGUUAAACAUUUAUGUACCUUCCGAUAUCUGACUAGGCUACAUUUUUUCACGGCAUCAAAAUAUGAAGGUCUCUUUGUUCAUCUUAUUUUAUAUAUAUGUGAGAGGAUUAAUUAAAAUACAAGGUUGGUUAAUGUAUAUAUUGGAAUAUG
This is a messenger RNA of Ylistrum balloti, 2372 nucleotides long. Its product is annotated as TNF receptor-associated factor 3-like. The record is from RefSeq and is a predicted model, not a curated record. Gene Ontology annotation, cellular component: plasma membrane signaling receptor complex. The coding region runs from base 167 to 1837 and encodes 556 amino acids. Gene Ontology annotation, molecular function: zinc ion binding; protein binding. The transcript is spliced from 9 exons. Gene Ontology annotation, biological process: tumor necrosis factor-mediated signaling pathway; protein K63-linked ubiquitination; regulation of canonical NF-kappaB signal transduction. Lineage: Eukaryota; Metazoa; Mollusca; Bivalvia; Pectinida; Pectinidae.